Molecule: messenger RNA, 828 nt
Organism: Panicum virgatum (switchgrass)
Lineage: Eukaryota; Viridiplantae; Streptophyta; Magnoliopsida; Poales; Poaceae
Exons: 3
Coding region: 55-579 (174 amino acids)
Source: RefSeq, a predicted model, not a curated record
ACAUAGGAUAAGUUAGAAAGGAUAAGGAUAUCCUAAGAUUCUAGCUAGCUAGCCAUGGCCUCCUAUUAUGCAAUAGUUGUGCUUUCCGUGCUAGUGUUUUCCAUCUCAGGUGGUCAUGCACUGGAUGAGCAGGAGUUGAAAACAACCCUAUAUAUAAAACAGACAUAUGCCCAAGACCAAAGGUAUGUGGGAACUGACACCGUCGACGUCAUCAUUAAUUGGGUUAUAAAGGAUGGGCCAGAUGCCGCUGCGAAUACCAUCGGCCAUGCAGAGGGCCUGACAACCCAUGCAAAUCCUGCCAAGAAUUUCUGGGUAACCAUAAUUGAUAUGGUGUUCGAGGGUGGAAGCCUCGCUGGAUCAACACUACAAGUGAUGGGGCUUCAUGGUGCGAUGAAGGACGGACAAGGCCAGUGGAGUGUUAUGGGGGGCACAGGAGAACUUACAAUGGCACGAGGUAUUAUAAAUUACAAAAUAAUCCAAGAAGACGGUGCCAGCAGGACCUUUGAAAUAUCCAUAUGUGUGUAUUACACUUCAAAGUAUACCAUUCCGCUUUUGGGUGGUAUUGGCCUAUUUCCUUGAGGACGUUGAACUUCAAGUAGACAUUUCAACCAUCUUUCAUGUGCACAUGUGUGUGAGGAGACGGCUACAUCUACAAUCUAUUUUAUCCUUGAUCUUUAAUAAACGAACCCCUGUGUGUUGUGAGUGACAAACCACACAUUUGUACUCCAGAGCUGGAACGUUCAUUGUAAUUUGUGCUACAUUUUAUGUCAUGUUCUCCUUAUCUCAACAGAUCUUAUCAUCAAUAAAGUUUGCCAUUUGUGUAAAAAG